GGUGACGUCACGGGUUCAUUCAUCGUGGAGCCGUGUGGGAGAGCCGCGUCCUCCUGACUACUUUCAAGGAGUUCGUGUUUUUGUUUUUGUUUUUGUUUACACCGUUGUCCUCUGGGUCAAAGCGGCGCAGAACAUCGGAGGAGCCGGAGCCGGAUCGCCGACAUGUCGGAGGGAGCGAGCUCCGGGGACGGGAGCGGCACGCCGAGUCGGGUCAUCCGGGUCGGGACACGCAAGAGCCAGUUGGCCCGCAUCCAGACGGACAGCGUGGCGGAGCAGCUGAAGGAGCUCUUCCCCCACAUCGCCCUGGAAAUAGUCGCCAUGUCAACGCUCGGAGACAAAAUCCUGGACACGGCUCUGUCCAAGAUUGGAGAGAAGAGCUUGUUCACCAAAGAGUUGGAGAACGCUCUGGAGAGGAACGAGGUGGACCUGGUGGUGCACUCCCUGAAGGACCUGCCCACCACGCUGCCGGCCGGCUUCACCACGCGUGGUGCUGGUGCGAGAGAGAACCCCCAUGAUGCAGUGGUGCUGCACCCAAAGCACGUGGGCAAAACUCUGGAGACUCUCCCAGAAAACAGUGUGAUCGGCACCAGCUCACUGCGCCGCGCCGCUCAGCUGAAGAAGAGGUUCUCCCACCUGGCGUUCAAAGAUAUCCGAGGGAACCUGAACACGCGUCUGAAGAAGCUGGAUGAGAAGGACGACUUCGCCGCCAUCAUCCUGGCCGCCGCCGGCCUCGGGAGGAUGGGCUGGGGGAACCGGAUCAGUCAGAUCCUUGGACCGGAGGACUGUAUGUACGCCGUGGGACAGGGGGCUCUGGCGGUGGAGGUUCGGUCCAGAGACGUCGACAUCCUGGAGAUGGUGUCUGUCCUCCACGACCCAGAGACGGUGCUGCGCUGCAUAGCAGAGAGAGCCUUCCUCAGACACCUGGAGGGCGGCUGCAGCGUUCCGGUGGCCGUACACACCGAACUAAAGAACUCCCAGCUCUACCUGACGGGGGCGGUCUACAGCCUGGACGGGUCCGACAGCCUGAAGGAAACCAUGCAGACCAGCGUUGCCGCUGACGACAAGAGUCAGAGCUCUGACGCGGUGGACGAGCGGGUUCAGCGCGUCGGCAUCACGGCCGCCAAGAUCCCGGGGGAAGCCCAGGACGGCGCCGAGCGCCUGGGGGUGGACCUGGCCAAGUUACUGCUGAGCAAAGGGGCCAAGGAGAUCCUGACGGUGGCCAGGCAGCUCAACGACGCCACAUAGUCCCAGACCGGCUCCCAGACCGGCUCCCAGACCGGCUCCCAGACCGGCUCCCAGAGGGCCGGCGGUCUCGGUCGCGCGGCGUCCAGUAACAUUUUUUUUAUUCUUUACGUUCAGCUUUCCUGAGGUUGCGGUUUAAAAUCGGCGCUCUGGCUCAAAGCCGCGCUCGUGUGUCUCCGUCUCGUGGACUUGGGUCCUGCCGGUUCUUCUUAGUACCUCAUGGAACCACCUCCAGGUGGAGACCCCGUUACCGUGACAACCGGUGAGAAACACCAAGCGGCUGCUCCACCACCGGCGGAUUUCCUUUUUUUUAAAUUUUUUUUUUUAAAAAUGCAUAUGAGAAAACAGGAUGCAGCUAAAAAAUGUUUAUUUUAAAUAUAAUAUAAGUUUGUUCAGAUUCACACAACAACAACAACAACACAAACCCAGAAGGAGGCAGCAGCUCCAGACGCGACUCGAAGAACUUUUGCAUCCACAAACUAAACUCAACGUCUCUCAUGAUUCUGGCUUCUGUGUCUCUCAGUUUUCUUGUAAUUUCGAGAUAAAGACGACUGUAAUGUUUUAUUAACUUCCACAUCUCCUUCUUGUGUCAUCUUCAUCUUCUGCUACAUCCUUAGAAUCUCAUGAUGAUGUCGUGGUUCCUUUAAGUCUUUUGAGAUAUGGACGUCAUAAUUAAGAAAUGCAUAAGUCUGAAUUAUGUAACUUGGUGGAUUUCUCAUCAUAGUUUUUAUACAAUUAACCAAUAAAUUAGCUGUAACGUCGUUAUGUUAGAUUUUCAAACUUAGUUUUUUAUCAACGUGCCGCCUCGUGAAUGUUCUUUGUGUCUUUAUUCACUGCGUCAGUCUACCGCCACAUUGUGACUUUUAUUUGAAGGGUCUUUAUUGUACAUUAUUAUUAAUUUAAACCUCCUGAGACGAUGCGAGGCAGCGUCGGUCAUGUUUCUACGAAUUCACGUGGAAGAUUUCUGAUUCUUUGUCAAAAUAUUUACAUGUUGACCUUUUUUUCUUUGCUCUGAUGUAAACGUGUCAAAUUAAAACCGCUGAGGUCAAAAACAA
Molecule: messenger RNA, 2297 nt
Organism: Pseudoliparis swirei
Lineage: Eukaryota; Metazoa; Chordata; Actinopteri; Perciformes; Liparidae
Product: porphobilinogen deaminase-like
Exons: 14
Coding region: 163-1245 (360 amino acids)
Biological process (GO): heme biosynthetic process
Cellular component (GO): cytoplasm
Molecular function (GO): hydroxymethylbilane synthase activity
Source: RefSeq, a predicted model, not a curated record